Molecule: messenger RNA, 6189 nt
Organism: Salvelinus fontinalis (brook trout)
Lineage: Eukaryota; Metazoa; Chordata; Actinopteri; Salmoniformes; Salmonidae
Product: MAM domain-containing glycosylphosphatidylinositol anchor protein 2-like
Exons: 17
Coding region: 208-3078 (956 amino acids)
Biological process (GO): homophilic cell-cell adhesion; synapse organization
Cellular component (GO): axon; neuronal cell body; plasma membrane
Molecular function (GO): axon guidance receptor activity
Source: RefSeq, a predicted model, not a curated record
CUUAAUACACCUGCUGUCCUCAAUGAAAUAUGGGCAGAACCAAAUGUAUUUCAUAGCGCAUCAAAUGAAAAGUCGUUAUACGGUGUCUCAACCAGAUUUACGCUGAAUCCAGCUGCGGAACGGCGGGAACUGAGUUCUGACCAUCUGCAUCUCGCCUUGGGAAGAAGCUGUCACCAUCGAAGUGGAUAUGUUGACAUUAACGUGAAGAUGGGUUUAGUUUUCGGUCUCUUGUGGCUGUUCAACAUAUUUUUGGAGGGCAUUCAUUGCCAAGGAGUGUAUGCACCUCCUACUGUCCGAAUAAUCCACUCUGGCCACGCAUGCAACAUCGAGGAGGAGCGCUACACCGAGCGCGUCUACACCAUCCGGGAGGGAGAGACCCUGGAGCUAGCAUGUCUGGUCUCAGGCCACCCUCGACCUCAGAUCCGGUGGACCAAAACGGCCGGUAGCGCCUCCGACCGCUUCCAGGACUCCAGUGUGUUCAACGAGACCCUGCGCAUCAUCCGGAUCCAGAGGCACCAGGGCGGACGCUACUACUGCAAGGCCGAGAAUGGCCUGGGCUCACCGGCCAUCAAGUCGAUCCGAGUGGACGUCUACUAUUUGGAUGAUCCCAUCGUAACCGUCCACCAGAGCAUCGGGGAGGCUAAGGAGCAGUUCUACUAUGAGCGGACGGUGUUCCUGCGCUGCAUGGCCAACUCCAACCCCCCGGUGCGCUACAGCUGGAGGCGGGGCAAAGAGUUCUUGUCCCAAGGCUCGGAUAAGGGCGUGGAGAUCUACGAGCCCUUCUUUACACAAGGGGAGACCAAGAUUCUAAAGCUGAAGAACCUUCGACCUCAGGAUUACGCCAACUACAGCUGUAUCGCCUCUGUCCGGAAUGUGUGCGGCAUCCCCGAGAAGAAUGUUCUCUUCAAACUCUCUAACAAAACAGCAUCCCCCACCAUUAAACUGCUGGUGGAGGACCCUAUCGUGGUGAACCCCGGGCAGUCCGUGACCCUGGUGUGUGUGACCUCCGGUGGGGAGCCAACACCCACCCUCACCUGGGUGCGCAACACGGAUGAGCUGUCCAAGAAAAGCCGACUCAACGGGGGAACCCUCACGCUGCCCGCCAUCUCCAUGGAGGAAGCAGGAGUCUACAGUUGCGUGGCCAGCAACAACGUCGGCAACCCAGCUAAGAAGUCCACUGCCAUCGUGGUCCGAGGGCUAAAGAAGGGGCGCUUCUGGAUCACGCCUGACCCGUACCACAACGACGACAACAUCCAAAUCGGGCGCGAGGUCAAGAUCUCCUGCCAGGUAGAGGCAACGCCCUCCGAGGAGCUUCUGUUCAGUUGGCUGAAGAAUGGCCGGCCGCUGCGCAGUUCGGAGCGCAUGGUCAUCACCCACACCGACCCCGACGUCCAGCCCGGCACUACCAACCUGGACAUCAUUGACCUCAAGUUCACAGACUUUGGCACGUACACCUGCGUGGCGGCGCUGAAGAACGGCGGCAUCCCUGAAGUCAGCAUCGACGUCAAUAUCUCUUCGACUACAGUCCCUCCGGAGCUGACGGUGCCGCGAGGCAAGUCCCCCAUGGUGGUCCAGGAGGGUGACACAGUGGACCUGCAGUGCCUGGUGUCUGGGAAGCCCAAGCCCAUCAUCCUCUGGUCGAGGGCUGACAAGGAGGUGCCUAUGCCCGAUGGCAGCCUUCAGACAGAAAGCUACGAUGGUGUGCUGCGCAUAGUCAAUGUCUCGCGGGAGAUGACUGGAACCUACCGUUGCGCCACCAGCCAGUACAACGGCUUCAACGUGAAGCCCCGGGAAGCACUGGUGGAGCUCACCGUGCAAUAUCCGCCGGUGGUGGAGCCGGUGUUCACAGAGAUCCGCCAGGGUCUGGGUCGCGCCUUCACCCUCAACUGCCGGGUGCUGCGGGCACACCCGUCCAAAGUGCUCAAGUACGAGUGGAAGCUGGGUACCAGGCUGCUGACCAUGGGCCAGUUCGACCAGCGCGACGAGACGGACUACCACGUCAGGGCACUCAAUAGGGAGGGCUACGGGGAGUACACCUGUGAAGUGACCAACGAGGCCGGGGCAGGUGCCUGCAGGUUCUUAGUCACAGGGAGGGCCUAUGCCCCAGAGUUCUACUAUGACACAUACAGUGCGUUGUGGCAGAACCGGCCCAGGGUCUACGGCUUCAAGCUACAGUGGACCCAGCAGAACCCCCUGUCUGUGGACCGCAUCGUGGCCUACCGACUGGGGAUGAAACAGACGGGCCAGUCGAGGUGGUGGGAGCAGGAGAUCCCCAUGGAGGGAGCAAUUGCCAUGGGCGAGCUGAUCACCCACAACCUGACGGAACUCAUCAAGCCCGAGGCCUACCUGGUCCGCCUCACCCCCAUCACACGCUUCGGAGAGGGAGACUCCACAGACAGAAUCAUCAGAUACAGUGCACCAGUCAACCCUCACUUGAGAGAGUUCCAGUGCAGCUUUGAAGAUGAGGCCGUGUGUAUGUUCACCCAAGACAAGACGGAUGACUUUGACUGGACCCGACACAGCGCCGCCACCAGAGACACCAAGUACACGCCCAACACCGGGCCCAGCAGUGACCGAGCGGGCUCCAAGCAAGGUUUCUACAUGUACAUUGAGACGUCUCGACCUCGCCUGGAGGGAGAAAAGGCUCGACUGUUGACCCCCACAUUCAACGUUGCCCCCAAAAGCCCUUAUGGGACUGUGACCGCCACUCCCACCUACUGCUUUGGCUUCUACUACCAUAUGUAUGGGAAACACAUAGGGGCGUUGAAUGCGUACCUACGGCAGAAGGGCCACUCGGGCUCAGACAGUUCCUUGUGGAACUUGGUCGGGAACCAAGGGGACCGAUGGAAGCAAGCCAAAGUCAACAUCCACCCAAUAGCCUCUUUCCAGUUGGUUCUGGAAGGAAUUCGUGGUCCGGGUAUAGAAGGCGAUAUCGCCAUAGAUGAUGUCACCAUUGAGGAAGGAGAAUGUAAAGACCCUCCACCCAACAAUCUAAGGUCACUGUCUCCUCCUACCACGCCCCAUAUAUGGCAGUUCUUGGUCACCCUGACCCUGGUCUUUGUGGGCCUUCAGAGGUGACCCCUCUCUCCCAGGAGGAGCAACCUGACGUCGGCCCAACCCCAGUGGAAGAGUUUGCAGACAUGGACUGUCCAAACCCCAAAAACUACCAAAGAUUCACUCCUUUUCAGUCUGCAGGAGAGCAACAGCCCAGCAUUGGUCCAGGGUGGAGCAUGAAGGAAACAAAAAAACUCAGUUCAUCCGGAUUUUUCUGAAAUAUGCACAGAGCGCACUCCACGGUCAAGAUGGAGAGUCGAGCUCUCCAUAGUCUCCGUAUUACGGACUCCAGUUCAUCCUUUUUUCUGCAGCUGAAGCAAUCGAGGCAGAGUAUGGGUACAUUUCUGUAAAGCACAAGGACGCGUGGUGUGGUUCCAUUUAUUAUUAAAUGGGCCAUAGAAUGAUGAUAAUUGAUUGGUGUGGAAGAGUUUGAUUUUUAUGUAUGUCGAGAAAUGUACAAAAUUCGUUCAACAACCCACACUGACCCCGAAGCUAUUUUCUCAUGAAUAUGAUAGAGGUUAGUAUUCCUCUGGGUUCUGGCUUUUCACCUCUCUUAAAACUUGGAGGCUGCCUAUGGUCGAAUUCAUCAAAAUGUGCAUAAACAAACACAUUUGCAUACUUUCUACCCAGAGGCUAGACUUUGACUGCUUGGUGCAUUAUAUGUAAAUCUAUAAGUCAAUUCAUCAUAAUUAUUUCUUUGUCUGUCCUUUUUUUCCCUUUUUGUUCUCUCUUCAAGGUUUGCGUAAUGUUGGUUUCAUUACAGUGUGCAUACACUUGUUCUCUAGGUCACUCUAUUAUGCAGUAGCUGAACUAUGGUGCAUUGUAUGCCUCAUGUGUAAUCAACCUCUAGACUCCUCGUAGUGGAAGCACUAUGAGAUUGAGAACUUAGAUCCUUUCGAUGUACUGUAGGGGCUUCUCUGUGUCCCACCUGCCCUAAAAUUUCAGAAGGCGAUUUAAUAAACAGGGACAUGACACAUCUUUCUUUCAUUACCUAAAAGGGAUUGGCGAGGGAGUAUUGUGUUUUUCCCUCCCUUAAGUACUCUAGGCUUUAUUAACAAUGGUAAUUGCAAUCAAAUCAAACUUUAUUUGUCACAUGCGCCGAAUACAACAAGUGUAGACUACCGUGAAAUGCUUACUUACAAGCCCUUAACCAACAGUGCAGUUCAAGAAGAAGAAAAUGUUUACCAAGUAGGCUAAAAUAAAAAGUAAUAAUAAAAAGUAACACAAUAUGAAUAACAAUAACGAGGCUAUAUACAGGGGGCACCGGUACUGAGUCAGUGUGCGGGGGUUCAGGCUAGUCGAGGUAAUCUGUACAUGUAGGUGGGGGCGAAGUGACUAUGCAUAGGUGACAAACAAACAGCGAGUAGCAACAGUGUACAAAGGGAGGGAGAGUCAAUGUAAAUUGUCCGGUGGCGAUUUUCUGAAUUGUUCAGCAGUCUUAUGGCUUGGGGGUAGAAGCUGUUGAGGAGCCUUUUGGUCCUAGACUUGGCGCUCCGGUACCGCUUGCCGUGCGAUAGCAGAGAAAACAGUCAAUAACAAGCCCUUUGUAUGAAAGGUGAGCUUUUAUCCUCAUCUCUCUUUAUUUAGUUGCCAUUAUCGAACUAAGCUUCUCGAUUGGAGCCUUCUUUCUCCUUUCACCUCCUGACCAAUCAUAAUUUAGUCAGGUCAAGUCAUAUGUGGUGCUUAAAGACCAGAGCAGUGUGUAUUCCAAUGCCCUCUGAAUCAUCCUCCUGUAACAUACCUUACUUUAAGGACAUUGGAGAAAAUUCAAGCUCAUUUGAAUUUAAGUUGUAGUAGUUUGACUCGCGCUCCUUCUUGCAACUGCCAAGAUUAACACCCGUUUCCAAUAGAAGUCAUUAUCUUGACCUUUGAUUUCAGCAUGGCUCCAUAAAGCACAUAGAAAUAGGUGCAAAAAAGAAAAACAUUGAAUGUCAACACUCUUUCUCUCCCUGCAUGAGUUGCUCAUUGAUCAUGAUACAGUUCCCAUACAGGCUUUUGGCAGUCUUUUGGAAGGUUACUUUAUGAGCAGUCAAAAGAGCAGUGUUUUGCAUCUUUUGGUCAUAUCUCAACAGCUAGUCCUCUCGAGAUAAGAUAAGGCACUGCUGUCUGACAUGAAAUCAAGUGCCUUCAGACUUAGUGCAAAUUCUCAUGAAUGGAAAAACCAACAUGGGCUAUUUGACCAUACAAGCAUUUGCACCGUAGGCACAUUUUAUAGAGAGAAGAAAAGUAUGUGAUCUGCAGCUAACUCCCAUCUCCACACAGCUCUUUUUAUUUUGACCCAGGAAAUGACUUACUACCCUUGACAGUCCAGGCUUUUUGAGUGGGGACUUGUGCUCGAGCGGAGGAAGGAUGGUGGCCCAGCUUUGUCAGAGUGACUGAGUGAGAACGGGGAGCUCUUGGACAUAAACAAUGGGCUCUGACAAAAAAACAACUUGGAGGGAUGGAUGCUUUUGAAGUCUCCCCAUUCAUUUCAACUGGACCUGCUGAGAAAAAGACAUUUUUGCGACAAUGUCCAAGGACUGUGAAAGGAGGACGUUUCAGGUGUGACUCUUACGGCUGAUAAUGGUCUUGGUUAACCUGGGUGUUUGUCAGUCAAUUGGAUCAGACUGUCUGGUUCUCACAGACCGACAUAUUUUAGUACUCAAAUGAGAGUGUAACUCUACUUUUACAGAAACUGUAAAAACAUUGGAACUACCUGAGACCAUGAGUUACCUUAACCAGCUGGUUUUUGAAAAACAUUAUUGUAAAAUUACUCUACUAUUGUUCGUAACAAUGUUUUGGGGGAAGGUUUUACAUUCCCCAUUUGUUUUAUUUGGGGUAUUUUUUGUUUUCUGAUUCCUUUUUCUUUACAGAAUAAUUAUAAAUAGGCUAUAAGCUAAUCAAUUUGCUAAACACCCCAGUGCAAAAGAUUCCAUAAAAAAACAUUUGUCAGUAUUCAUAGAAAAAAAGCACAAGAUGACACAAAAUGGAAUACAAACUGAUUUUGACAAAGAUUUAGGCAUAUACAUUUCCUCUCAGCAACCUGUUAAAAUAAAACAUGUUCUUCCCUGUUCAAUUAAAUUAUUUAUGUAAAUCAUAGCAUGUGUGGUCGGUCACUUUUAAUAAUGAAAAAUAAAAAGAUAUAUUGAACAAUUA